This is a messenger RNA of Exophiala aquamarina CBS 119918, 723 nucleotides long. RefSeq lists its product as uncharacterized. The record is from RefSeq and is a predicted model, not a curated record. Lineage: Eukaryota; Fungi; Ascomycota; Eurotiomycetes; Chaetothyriales; Herpotrichiellaceae. The transcript has 2 exons. The coding region runs from base 1 to 723 and encodes 240 amino acids.
AUGGCUUCGUUGUCGCCUCCGAGUACACCAAACGCGAGGGCGGACGGAGUGGCUGAUCAUGCAUAUGCUAUCAGUGAGAAAGAUUUCCUCCAGGCUUCGACAAUAGAGCGUGGAGAUGGGCCUUCAAAGCCUGUCAAUGAACCGGUCCACGUUGAAGGACAUGACUCGUCUUCUCCUUGGCUGAUCGUCUCACCAUACCUUGAGCGCCAGCAUCAACUAGACCUCAGGACUGUCGAUACUCCGUAUCGCCUCUUGGCACUAGCAUUGACAAAGCUCGAAAACGCUACCAACGGCUAUGCAAUUGCCAAGUACGAGGACGCAUUCGAAUGGUCGGCUCUUAUGAAUCAUCUGAAGGAUCUUGCGGACAGAGAAGAUCAUCGAUGGACACGGCAGCAAUUCUAUGUUGUUGAGUUUCGGUCAAAGCUUAAGAAGGACAUCGAUAACGAUCUGCUGUUCAAGUUGGAUAAGAAGUCCCACGAAGAAGCUACAACCGCUGGCGGGCUACUGAAGUAUUGGUAUGGUGAGCCAGAUUCAGACCGAAGAAACCUUGCAACUUGUUUAUGGAGGAGCAAAGAGGACGCCAUCAAGGGCGGUAGGGGUCCUUGGCACAAGCAAGCUAGAGCGUGCAUUGCUAAUAUGUACGAAAAUAUCGACGUUAGCGGUGUUCAGCUUACUAUUGGGGAUAAUGUCGAGAGUUGGCAUUUUGAGCGAUGGACUCAUUGA